Molecule: messenger RNA, 2774 nt
Organism: Gallus gallus (chicken)
Lineage: Eukaryota; Metazoa; Chordata; Aves; Galliformes; Phasianidae
Gene: SGK2
Product: SGK2, serine/threonine kinase 2
Exons: 18
Coding region: 625-1719 (364 amino acids)
Biological process (GO): protein phosphorylation
Molecular function (GO): ATP binding; protein serine/threonine kinase activity
Source: RefSeq, a predicted model, not a curated record
AGACUGAAUCACCAAAACAAAACCCCAGGGCAGGUGGGAGGGGAGCACUGCUUCCGCCAAUGCUGCAGGACCGCUGCCCCAUGCUGCUGCAGGGACUGCCUAAGGACAUCCAGGGCCAGCUGCCCUGAUGCUCACUGCCUGGAUGGAGCCCUCCUCCAGCGCCCUGGGGAAAACAAAAGGUUUUUAGUUUUGAUCUUUUUUUUUUUCCUCUUCCUUAAUCUUUGCGAAGUGCUGUGGGCUUCAGCCACCUGCUGUUUUCCAGUGUGCAGUAGGAAAUCUCCACGCUUUCGGGGGAGCGGGGUUUGUUAACAGUAAGGAAAAGCCUAUUGGGCUCUAAUCCACUGAGCAAUCAGGAGCUGGCCAGGCUUUGCAGAAUUCAUCAAGCACGGCCACGAGAGGAUAGGACAAACCAUCAAGGCAUCCGGCUCCAGGCUCUGCUCAUACUUCUCUCCCCCAUCUCCUAUUGGUAUGUUUGAUGUGCACCUACUGUCCUGCUUCCCACCACACUCACACUUCUAUGCCCUGGGAGCAGCAGUGCUACUGAGGAGUUAGCUGGGGACCUCAGCUGAUGUUCUGUGAUGAAGGCAGCAUGACCAUACCUGUGCUGAACGAGUUGCUAUUUUAAUGGAUCGUUCCCGGACCUCAGACAGCAGUGCCCAGCCUCCGACACCAACUGAUAACAUCAAUCUUGGACCUUCUGCUAACCCAAAUGCCAAGCCAACAGACUUUGACUUCCUGAAGGUUAUUGGCAAAGGAAGCUUUGGAAAGGUUCUCCUGGCCAAACGCAAGAGUGAUGGGACUUUUUAUGCUGUGAAAGUCUUGCAUAAGAAAACCAUCCUAAAGAAAAAGGAGCAAAACCACAUCAUGGCAGAACGCAAUGUGCUUCUGAAAAAUGUCAAGCACCCCUUCCUUGUGGGCCUCCAUUACUCCUUCCAGACCUCGGAGAAGCUUUACUUUGUACUUGAUUAUGUGAAUGGGGGAGAGCUCUUCUUCCACUUGCAAAGAGAGCGUUGUUUCCGUGAGCCCCGUGCAAGAUUCUAUGCUGCAGAAGUUGCUAGUGCAAUUGGUUACCUGCAUUCCUUAAACAUCAUCUACAGGGAUUUAAAACCUGAGAACAUCCUCCUGGAUUGCCAGGGACAUGUGGUGUUGACAGAUUUUGGACUCUGCAAGGAAGGAAUGGAGGAAGAGGAGACUACCUCUACGUUUUGUGGCACUCCUGAGUACUUAGCUCCUGAGGUGCUAAAGAAGCAGCCGUAUGACAGGACAGUAGACUGGUGGUGCCUGGGAGCUGUCCUCUAUGAGAUGCUUUUUGGACUGCCUCCCUUUUAUAGCCGGGAUGUGUCUCAGAUGUAUGACAACAUUCUCCACAAGCAACUCCAGAUCCAAGGAAGCAAGACUGUGGCAGCCUGUGAUAUCCUCCAUGGACUUCUCCAUAAGGACCAGAAGAGGAGGCUGGGUGCCAAAACAGACUUUCUCGAGAUAAAGAACCACGUAUUCUUCAGCCCAAUAAACUGGGAUGACUUGUACCACAAGAGGAUUACCCCUCCAUUCAACCCGAAUGUGGCUGGCCCAGCUGAUCUGCGGCACUUUGACCCAGAGUUCACCCAGGAAGCGAUCUCUGCCUCCAUCACCCACACACCUGACUUAGCAGCCAGCAGCUCCAGUGCCUCAGAUGCAUUUUUAGGAUUUUCUUAUGCACCAACUGAAGAGGACUUCUAGAUUUUAUAAAGGCUUUGAGAAGCCAGUUUUUAACUGAAUGGGAUUUUAUGUUUGCUGUUAUUGCUGUGGCUUUUCUUGUUUCAGUUUUUGAAGGGAAUGGUAAUGUCAUUUGCUCAUGGUGGUUUAAGGAAACUGGGACUAAUACACUAACUGGGUGGGAUGGAGCAGAGCUCUUAAUUUGUGCUGUUUAGUGGAUUUGUCUCUAAAUGUGUGCUUCUCUAGCAGGGAAAGUGAGACACUGAUGAUAACUAUUGCUGUGCCACGUGGUAGGAUUGUAUUCACUGUGGUUGUAUUUAUGGCUAAGGUUUGUGUACCAUCACUCACAUCACAGCCACAUCUCUGUGACAGGUCAUUGCUAUGGGGUGGAGCUAAUGCUGUCCAGCAUGUCUGACUGCUUUGACUUCCCCAUAACAAAGGGAAACUCUUCACAGCACAGCAGGGGGAAGAUCAGCGGCUUCCUCCUUUUAAGUAGGAUGUGCUCAUCUGAAUGGUUGGGUAAGGGACAGUCUGAUCACAGGAGCUAGGCCGGAGUCAAAGCGGGGCACUUCAGCAAGCCUUCUGCCUAGGGCCACCAAAGAAGCUCACGUAUGGAUGUCAGUACUUCAGAGCAGGAAUGAGGAGGUCCAUGGAUGCUGCUGAAGAAGCAGAGCUGCCUCAGUGGGAGGGAGGAAGCCCCUUCCUCAUCCUAGGCUGAGCAGCCGUCUGUCAGUUACUGCUGGCGGGGCUGCGGAUCCUAUCCUGUGCUGUGACCUCUCCUAGGGGCUGGUUGGAGAGCUGCUCCUCAGCACCACAGCAGCAGAAGCCUGCACUGCUCUGACGCUGUCUGCCACCGAUGUGGACACGAUAUUUGUUCUGCCUUAAUUGAAAUGCUGGUGUACUGCUUGAGUGCCACUUCCCCUGUUCUUCCUCGAGUCCUUUUCUUAGUGCUGCUGGGAGGAGGGGAAAAGGGGGCGAGUGCUGUUCGCGCUGUGGGAUGUUUGUACGGGAACGUUUAUCUUGUAGGUGCAGCAGCCACCAGAACUACCACACGGCUCCUAUUAAAGCGCAUACACUGC